Messenger RNA from Micropterus salmoides (largemouth bass), 3977 nucleotides. RefSeq names its product flavin-containing monooxygenase 5-like. Bases 118 to 1803 code for a protein of 561 amino acids. Gene Ontology annotation, molecular function: N,N-dimethylaniline monooxygenase activity; NADP binding; flavin adenine dinucleotide binding. The record is from RefSeq and is a predicted model, not a curated record. The transcript has 11 exons. NCBI's taxonomy places the organism in Eukaryota, Metazoa, Chordata, Actinopteri, Centrarchiformes, Centrarchidae.
CUGUUUAACUGAUUAGGUGAUAAGCAACAGGUCAGUUCAUGUGAGCUUAGAGGCUGUUUAAUGUCCAAUCGCAGCUGCACGGACUUAUAAUCAGCUUACUGGAGAAGGUGCUCAGCGAUGGUCCGACGUGUGGCAGUAGUUGGAGCAGGCAGUUCUGGUCUGGUCUGUAUCAAGAGCUGUGUUGAGGAGGGUCUGGAGCCGGUUUGCUUUGAAAGCAGUGAUGACAUUGGCGGCCUGUGGAGAUUUAAGGAGUCACCUGAGUCAGAGCGAUCCAGCAUCUAUCGCUCCUUGGUGUGCAACACUUCCAAAGAGAUUAUGUGUUUCAGCGAUUUUCCCAUGCCUGCUGACUAUCCAAACUACAUGCACCACUCCCAGCUGCUGCAGUACUUCAGGCUCUAUGCUGAGCACUUUGACCUGCUCAGAUACAUUAAUUUCCAGACCACAGUAAGCAGUGUUACACAAAGGCCGGAUUUCUCUCUGUCCGGUCAGUGGGACAUUGUGACCAUUAACAGGGAUGGAGAGGAAGAGAGACACAUCUUUGAUGCAGUUCUGGUGUGUUCAGGCCAUAACACUCAUCCGGCCUUACCCCUGUCAGACUUUCCAGGAUAUGAGAUGUUUUCUGGCAAGUGUUUUCACAGCUGGGAAUAUAAAGAUGCAGACACCUGUCGAGGAAAGAGGGUGGUGGUGGUUGGCAUUGGCAAUACUGGAGGAGACAUUGCAGUGGAAAUUAGUAGAUCUGCAGAGAAGACAUUUCUCAGUACGCGACAGGGAGGCUGGGUGAUUGGCAGGAUGUCCAGUAACGGUCUUCCCCUGGACCUGACAGUUAUCACCAGGUUCAACAACAUCCUCACACUGCUUCUUCCCAAGACUCUGGUCAACUGGGCAGUAGAGAGAGCAGUGAACCAAAAAUGUGACCACACACUGUAUGGCCUGAAGCCCAGAUACAGACCUUUGGAAAGAAGACCUACGAUCAAUGAUGACCUUCCUGGUCGAAUCCUUCAGGGAGCGGUAGUAAUAAAACCCAAUCUGAAAGGCUUUGAGGCCUCUGGAGUUGUAUUCGAAGAUGGCACUGUGGAGGAAAACAUUGACGCUGUGGUCUUCUGUACAGGUUAUAAUGUAAACCUUCCAUUCCUGCCUCCUGUGCUAUUUGAGGGGCCUGACAGGGAGUUGACAUUGUACAAGAGAUUGUUUCCUCCGUCUCUAUCACAACCCACACUGGCCGUCUUGGGUCUUUUACAGCAAAAAGGACCAUUCAUGCCCAUUGUGGAAAUGCAGACGCGGUGGGCUGUAAAGGUCUUUGCAGGUUUGAGCCAUCUACCAUCUAAGGAGAAAAUGCUGGAGGUCAUUGAGUCUGAGAGGAAGAGAAACAUGAAAAGCUACUGCUGCCCACGACAGGCGGCUCGCCUGGUAGAUUACAUCCCUUACCUGGAUUUCAUGGCUGAUGAGGUAGGCGUUCGACCAAACUUCCUAAGACUACUCCUGAGAGAUCCUGUGCUCUGGGUGAAGGUCUUCUUUGGUCCCUGUACGCCAUAUCAGUAUCGUCUCACUGGGCCAGGACAGUGGGCCGGAGCCCGUCAUGCUAUCCUCACUCAGUGGGAGCGGGUGGCUCAGCCUUUCAGAACCAGAGUGGUCCCAGAACAGGGAAGCAGGUCAUGGGUCCUUUUUUCUCCCCAGCUGCUCACAUAUGGAGGAAUUGUGAUUGUGGCUGUGCUGCUGUCUAAAAAUGCUGCAAAAAUUAUUCCAGUCUUGCAGGGUGCAGGUCAGAUUCUGGACAGGUGCAAGAUUUUCAUGAGGGACUACUGACAGUUUCAGAGUCACCUGCUCACUACAAUGCAGCAUGUAGAAAAUCCAGAAUUGAGGAUAACUGAUGAAGAAAGAACAUGUGUCCAAGAAUUUAAAAUUCCAAGGGGAAAGAAAACAUGGUUUUAUACUCUGAACAGAGAGGUUUAGACAUAAUGAGAGCUUUCAUAAAUUAUCUGAGUUAAAGGAAAUAAAACUUUUUGGAAAACAGUUGUUUUAUACACAAAGUGAAGCGUGUAACUAUACCCACUGGGGGUGGAAGGGGCUGUAGACUGAAGAACCAAAGCCUGCAUUGACACCAGAGCAACCAAAGCCUGUUGUGAUACUCCAAGGGUCAAAGUCUGCUGUGACUCCUGAACAACAACCCACCAUGACAACCGAACUAUAGCAAGGUGCUGCUGUGAAAACCAGUGACCAGAUGGAGAGCUACCUUGAGAAGACCUAACAAGGUGUGAUUCAGAUCCCUGAGCUUGAGCUUCAUUGGCUUGUGGGCGAGAAGGAGAAGAUAUCUACACUGGUAAAAGAAAUGGUGGCCUUGCUCAAUGAGAGAGCAGUUGAAACAACUGCUCAACAAUCAAAGGGCAGCGGCAAACCAUGAGUUGGGGGUCCUCCUGGUUGAGCUUUCUAAAAAACCAAAGCUUGCUGUGACACCUGGGGAACCAAAUCCUGCUAGGACACUCGGAGAACGAAAGCCUGAAACAACUGCUCAAAAAUCAGAGGGCAGAGGAAAACCAUGAAUUGGUGUCCUCCUGGUUGAGCUUUCUAAAAACAAGAAGACAGAAAGGGAUGCUAUCCUUAGAAGUGAAAAGCUAGAGGAAGUUCUCGAAAAUGAAAAUGAUUGAGAAGACACUUGAGGAGAAGGAGGGAGAGAGAAAAAAAUCAGAUGGGUGAGGUCCAGAAAAAGCCGAAGAAAAGAUCUAUGAGGAAAAGAUUCCUCCUGGUCGGACCCCUACUCCAUCUGACCUCUGACCUCCUCUGCCACACCCUUUAAACCUGCACCGAAGAAUGUAUAUCUUUCUCUAAACCAAUCUACAUUUAUCACAGUCUGAAUCAUACAGAAUCCUUCAGGUAAAGUUUGAAUAAAUGAAUGAAUGUGAAUGAAACAUUUGAUGGUCAGUGCAAAUACUGCCCACUAAACUUGGGCAAACACGAUCAGUUUUCUGUGGAUUCUGGGAAUUGAACCUGGCUUUUACACUUGAAGUGUUCAUGUCACCCUGCACGUAGGUCUACACACACCGUUUGGCUGAAGAGUCUUCAUGAAAGCACUCCCCUGACUGCUGUGAAACUAGGGACCGUGUUUUUGACCUAUAGGUCUAAACUUUAACACUAUAUGAUAAGUAAAUUAAGUAGUAACAAUCAAUGUCAUAUUUUAUAUUGAUAUUUCUCUUCUCUCACCUGGUUGUUUUGCAAUGGUGAGCCACCAUAAAUUAAACUCAUGUCGCCACACUGUUACUAGCCACCCUAACACCUGUUGAAAAAGCUAGCGGUUAGCAUACAUGCUUAUCUGUUCAUUCUGUCAUGUUUUUUAAUGCAAAAUAUUAUUUGAGGUGCAAGUGUUAAAAUAAAUGUUUUACACCACACAUGGCCAUCUUUAUUUUGGAUGCAUUUACAAUGUCUCGACUAGACUACUGUAAUUCUUUGUAUGUUGGACGAGAUCAGUCAUCUCUCCAUCAGUUACAGUAUGUAGCAGCUUGACUUCUAACCAGAACUGAAAAUGCAUGAGCACAUUACCCCUGUUUUAGCCUCGCUCCACUGGCUUCCCAUCCGCUUUAGGAUUGAUUUUAAGAUUUUAUUGCUUGUCUUUUUUUUAUCAGAACAUUUACAUGUACACACUCCGGUCAAAGCACAUCAGUUCAUCCAAUCAGAUGCUCCCUGAUGUCCCCAGAUCCAGGUUAAAAACUAAAGGUGUCCGGGCCUUUUCAGUAGCUGCUCCUAAUCUUUGGAAUUCUUUACCUGUUGAAAAAAAAGAAUUGCCCAGACUGCUGGCACUUUCAAAUCAUUGCUAAAGACCCAUCUCUAUUCAUUGGCCUUCAAACAGAGUUGAGUAGGGACAUUUUUGACCUUUUCUACAGUUGUCAAGUAUAUUUGUUGUGUAUUCUGAACCUGGAAAGCACUUUGGUCAAAUAGUGUUGUUUUUAAGUGUGCUAUAUAAAUAAACUUGAACUUUGCAAAUGCUA